GUGGCAGGUGGGGCAGGAGCACGGGAGCCUUCUCAGGGCAAAGGAGAGAUCUCCCAUGCAGGAGAUGAAUUAAAAUGCAGCACACCACGUGCACGGAGGACAGGAUCUACCAUGCAUUGGAGAGAUGUCUGCACGGGCUUAGCAGAGAUGCUGUCUCCAGCAGAUGGGCUGCAGGGCUGUGCCUGAACUGCUGGAGCCUGCAGGAGCUGGUGAGCAGGGAUGCUGGCAACUACCUCAUCCUGGUGGAGAAAAUCCUCGGCAAGGCCAGGGAGGUGCAGGAGAGGUGUGACUACGACCUGGUGAUGCCCCUGGCCCUGCUUUUCUACUACGCCGUCCUCUAUGCUCCUCACAUCCCACCAGACUCCGAGCUGCUCCUGAAAGCUGCCAGCGUCUACCACAGCUUCCUCACCUGGCCCGUGCCCUACUGCGAUGUUUUCCGUGAGCUGCUCACUUUCAUCAGUGAUGAGCUCAAGGCACCAGGGAUUUCCUUCCAGAGGUUGGUGAGGAUGGAGCAGGGGCUGCCUGUGAAGAACUACCAGAGCUCCACUGUGACGGUGCUGCUGCUGAACCGCUCCGAGGUGCAGAGCGAAUUCCUCUCCAUCGCAGAGAAGCUGAGCGGCACUGAGCCGCCCCGGCACGCUGCGCUCAUCCUGCUGCUGGAGCACCUCUACCAGGUCACCUUCGGCACCCGCUGCAACCUGGGCAGCCUGCGCUGCCUCCUGAAGGCCAAGACAUUGGAGGAGCUCUCUGAGAUCUACGCCAGUGCUGCUGAAGCUCAGGAGGUCGCAGCUGCCAGCAGUGACCCCAUGCUGGCCCGGGAGCGGCUGCAGAGCGUUCUGCAGGACAUUGCUGGGGCAGCUGCGCUUCCUGUCAUUGGAGGAGAUGCGCAGCCCCGCAGGCUGCAGCCCAUCCCCAUCCCUACUUCACGCUGCUAUGCUUACAGCUGGGACCAGGAUAACUUUGAUGUCCUCAAUGAUGUCCUCAGCAAGGAGUGCAGCAUUGUUGAGCCUGUGGCCUCAGAGAAUGAGGAGGACGAGGAAGAGGAAGAGGAGGAUGUGGAAACAGAUGGCUGUUCCCCAGAGAGGGACUCGCUGCUGUCCCCCAUCUCCUCCAUUUCCAAAGACUCUGUGUACUCAGCGCUGUCAGAAGAGGGACCCAAGCCCUCCCGCGUGUCCCUCUUCAGCAGCUCCAAGGACUCCAUCUCAGAGCUGACAGUGGUCUCCAAAAAGUCCUUGCGGUCUUUUGUCUCCAGCCUGAAGGACUGCAUGGACAGCGGGUACGCAGAGGACAGCGACGAGAGCUCCCUGGACAUGGUUGGGCGGCCGGAGCUGAAGAUGGAGAGGACCCACCACAAAUACAGACACACGCUGACCAACAAAAUCUACAAACUUUUCAAGAGCAAAAGCCAGCUGGUCCUCAGGAGAGACCUGAAGGACUGUGCAGAUAGGGGCUCGCUCCCACUGCGCCGUGCUGAGAGCCUGUGCCACCCCCCGGCCAAGCCCCGCAUCCCGGCACGCUCCCGGCGCGCUCACUCGUUGCCGCAGCACGGGCUGGGCCAGAGGCUGCAGACCCCGCAGACCCCACAGCUGCCCAGCCUGCCCCGCCGGCCCUUCCUCAGCUAUGACGAGGAUGCCAAAGUGGCCACCAUGCGUGUGGUGGUCUUCGGCUCCGACCGCAUCUCAGGGAAAGUAGCCCGAGCCUACAGCAACCUGAGGCUGAAGGAGAGCACCUGCCCUACACUGACAAGGUACUUCAAGCUGCAGUUUUUUUAUGUCCCCGUGAAGAGGAGCUGCCCCUUUCCAACGGCCCUGCUGAUGCAUCCUCCUCCAUCCCCAAGCGACCUGCAGCUCCGCGCCUCAGCACAGGUGGAGCCCACCUCAGCUGGGGCGGAGAGCAGCACCAACGACAUCUCCCACUACAUCGGCAUGUUGGACCCAUGGUACGAGCGGAACGUUCUGGGGCUGAUGAACCUGCCCAUGGAUGUCCUGUGUCAGUCUGCCAAGCCUGAGGCUGAGCCCCAGGAGGACUCCCGGGAGCAGCUGCCCAUCCUGGCCGACAUGAUCCUCUACUACUGCCGCUUUGCCACGCGCCCCGUCCUGCUGCAGCUCUACCAGACCGAGCUCACCUUCAUAGGGGGGGAGAAGAUGACCGAAGUCUUCAUCCACUCCCUGGAGCUGGGUCACUCGGCGGCCACACGGGCCAUCAAGGCGUCAGGUCCGGGCAGCAAAAGGCUGGGCAUAGAUGGAGACAGAGAAGCAAUCCCACUAACACUACAGAUCGCCUACAGCAAGACAGCCAUCAGUGGAAGGAGUCAGUGGAACGAUGUUGAGAAGGUCUGCACAUCUGUUAACCUCAGCAAAGCCUGCAAGAAGUACGAAGAGCUGGCCUCAAAGACGGAGUGUCUCAACUUGACCAUGACGGAGGUGGUUAAAAGGCAAAACUCCAAAUCCAAAAAAAGUUUCAAUCAGCAGCUCAGCGUGUCCCAGAUUAAGGUAGACAAGGUCCAGAUUAUUGGUGUCCAGUCCUCCUUCGCCGUGUGCUUGGAUCAGGACGAGCAGAAGAUCCUGCAGAGUGUAACCAGGUGUGAGAUCUCUGUGUGCUACAGACCAAGGGACACUGACCCUCUUGCACUGAGAAGGUCCUCUUUGACUCCCCAGGACCCCUCUGAGUUUCAUUCUCUCCUGUGUUUACCCAUUUCCACCUUCAGUGGAGCGUUGCCAUAGAAGAAUCCUGUGCUCUCAUUGGACCAGACAUGCAUCCAACACCAAAAUGAAGCUGUCCUGCUGGAGACCAGCCACUUUUGUCCAAGACAUCCUGCAGUCUGAAGCCAUAGUGUGGUGAUUGAACUGCUCCUGAUGUGAGCUGAGCCCAUCCUUGGGAAAUGAUGUUAGUGUCAGGCUCCGGUACAGCUCAGGAUUCCCUGGGAGGAAAGUGAGAUCUCUACCUGGUUGAGCAGGCUGCCAACACCAAUCUCAGAGGACAAGGCAAGGACAGCGACGUUUUCCUGCCAGCAAAUGGUGCUGUGGCCAUACUUAGUGACUGCAAAGCCCAUGUGAUGCUGGGGAGAAUGCAUUCUGGAAAGUGAAUGUCUUUGGCUGAGUGGUGGCAGGUGGAGCAGAUGCAUGUGGAGUUGAAAACCACGCAGCCAAUGUUCUGAUGACAUUUCACUUGCAAUAAGCCAGUGAUGCUGGGGAUGGUUCUCUGGGGGUAGGCACAGGCUUUCUCAGGGUUUGCUUUAAAUUAUGAGAGAUGGGUGCAGAGAAACAGCACAAUGCAGAAUGACCCAGCUGGGGCCCGGAAAGAGCCCAGUAUGAAUUAUGGACUGCUCUUUGUGUUCCAGCGAAUCCAGUGCAAUAGGCCAUACCAGGGCAUGGGCAGCUCAUCACACAUAUGUGUUAGCUGUAAAUCCAGGACCUGCAGGAGAUAACCUUCCACUUCUUGCAGAGCUCCAGAGUUCAUCCAGGAGGGAGAUGGAGUUGCUGUUCAGCUGGUGUUCUUGCAUCCUGCUCACCAGUGCAUGAGUGCUAGAGACAUCCCAGAGGCUGAAUGCUCUAUAGGUGCUUGAGAUAGAGCAUAAACCAUGUUCGUGCUCAUAGGAGGGAGGGGAGUACUGGGUAAAGUGCUAGGAUUGCCUUGCCUCACCUCAGGGUGUGGCUUUGGUGGAGAAGGACCCAGCACCAAUAACACUAGUGAUGCUUGCAGGCAAUGAUAGGCUCUGAGAUCCCCUCUCCCCUGCAAAGAGAGGUUCCCCCCCACCCCCC
This is a messenger RNA of Lagopus leucura (white-tailed ptarmigan), 3761 nucleotides long. It is a transcript of the gene PIK3R5, whose product is annotated as phosphoinositide-3-kinase regulatory subunit 5. NCBI's taxonomy places the organism in Eukaryota, Metazoa, Chordata, Aves, Galliformes, Phasianidae. Gene Ontology annotation, cellular component: phosphatidylinositol 3-kinase complex, class IB. Gene Ontology annotation, biological process: positive regulation of MAP kinase activity; G protein-coupled receptor signaling pathway. Gene Ontology annotation, molecular function: 1-phosphatidylinositol-3-kinase regulator activity. The transcript has 19 exons. The record is from RefSeq and is a predicted model, not a curated record. Bases 75 to 2723 code for a protein of 882 amino acids.